CGCAGCCAGCCAGGCUCGAGGCGCGCGCGCGUGCGGGGCACGACGUCGCGGCGGCCACCAUGGUGGCCACGUGCCUGCAGGUGGUGGGCUUUGUCACGAGCUUCGUGGGCUGGAUCGGCGUCAUCGUCACCACGGCCACCAACGACUGGGUGGUGACCUGCGGCUACACCAUCCCCACCUGCCGUAAGCUGGACGAGCUGGGCUCCAAGGGGCUGUGGGCCGACUGCGUGAUGGCCACGGGCCUGUACCACUGCAAGCCCCUGGUGGACAUCCUCAUCCUGCCGGGUUACGUGCAAGCCUGCCGCGCGCUCAUGAUUGCUGCCUCGGUUCUGGGUCUGCCGGCCAUUUUGCUCCUGCUGACGGUGCUCCCCUGCAUCCGAAUGGGCCACGAGCCUGGCGUGGCCAAGUACAGGCGGGCCCAGCUGGCAGGCGUUCUGCUCAUUCUGCUGGCUCUCUGUGCCAUCGUGGCCACCAUCUGGUUCCCCGUGUGCGCCCACCGCGAGACCACCAUCGUGAGCUUCGGCUACUCCCUGUACGCGGGCUGGAUCGGCGCGGUGCUGUGUCUGGUCGGGGGCUGCGUGAUCGUCUGCUGCUCCGGAGAUGCCCAGUCUUUCGGUGAAAACCGUUUCUACUACGCUUCGGGCUCCAGCUCUCCCACUCACGCCAAGAGCGCCCACGUGUAAGCGCGCUGCGGCUCCACCCAGGUGCUGUCGAUUGGGGGCCCCCCCGGGCCUUGGGUUUGCUUGCUGCAGUGUGUAUGUGUGGGGGGGGAGGGUAAGGCGGGGAGGGCUCCCCUUGGGCCAGGCACCAAAGCCACAGAUCCAGAGGGCACCCCGCCUGGCAUGCUCUGUAGUCUUCGCACCUCUCCGCCCCACCGCCCCUUGGGUUGCCUUAAAAGAAAUUUCUAGUUUAGGUCACGUCCAUAGUAUAGUUUUCUCAUAUUCUUGCUCCUCUUCCUUUUUUUUUUCUCUCCCUCUCCCUUCUUGGACAUUCCUUUGUUGUUGAUUAAAAAACACACGAUUAUUUCGUUUCUCUCUAAAUACCUUGCAAACAUUUGCUGAAUCGGGUGUGGAUGGGGAGAGAAAUAAAAGACCACGUUUCCAGCCGUUACACAGGACAAUGGCCGCCUCCCAAGACGCCUCGCGGUUUGCUUCUGUGCAUCCCAGGUCCUCCCCUCCCAAGAGACAGCAAAGACUAGAAGUAGGAACCCGCGUGGGAGGGAAGGGAGUUGGGGAACUUUCUCUGCAUGGGAAAACUUCCCUAUCUUGAAGGGCGAGAACCGGGCUCUCUUUUUUUUUUUUUUAGUUUGUGAUCUUCCAUUUAUCUGUACAUACUUUUUCAAGAUGGAUCAUUUUUUUUAUUAAAAAAAAAACACAUAACCAUGGUCUUCCUGAAUUUCUCAGUUCAUCAGUAUGAAGGAAAUGAACCAAGCAGACUUUUAACUAUGCAAUACAUAACAAUACAAGUGAGUAGACCUUGAGCUGACAUUCCACCAUACUUUUUUUUCUUUUGAUUUCCCAGGUUUGUAUGAUGAUAUCUUUAUUGUUUCAAUCUUACUUUUUGCAUAUGCUUCAAAUUAACACAUUUUAAAGCUUCCCCCCCCCCUUACUUUUCAUUCCAUUAGCCAUGUUGAAGUGAUAUGUGUAACAUAAGCUGUACUGUUGAAUUUGGCUUGUACGGGUGUAAACACUCAUGGUGUAUCAGUUUCUGAGACACCCUCCCCCCCCACCUUCUAUUCUCCAAACACGGAUGGUGCAUUUUGUUCUUCAAGUGAAAUCUGUGCAAUA
Molecule: messenger RNA, 1787 nt
Organism: Dipodomys spectabilis (banner-tailed kangaroo rat)
Lineage: Eukaryota; Metazoa; Chordata; Mammalia; Rodentia; Heteromyidae
Gene: Cldn11
Product: claudin 11
Exons: 3
Coding region: 60-683 (207 amino acids)
Biological process (GO): bicellular tight junction assembly; cell adhesion
Cellular component (GO): plasma membrane; bicellular tight junction
Molecular function (GO): structural molecule activity
Source: RefSeq, a predicted model, not a curated record